GCUCUCUCUAUCUUUUCGUUUUUAUCUUUUUGUCUUGUUUCAUAUAUCUCUACUGGUCGGUUUUGUCGCACUACUCAGUUUAUCCACCAGCUGGCGUGUCUUGGUAAUUUAUAUUUCACCGUCCCGAGCACCCGUCUUGCUAUUUAGCUUCAACUGUUCAUACGUGGGCAUAUCUUAGCUAUAUAUUUCCGCUCCCUGCCUUGAAAAAUCCUUGCUGCUCGUUUUCAAGUUCCAAGAGACUGGAGUCUGUCCUACAACUGCCCUUUGCGAUCAUCUAUAACUCCGUGAUAGGCUUUGGGUUUUAUCCAUACCCAAGAUUUGCUUGGCGGCUCCAAGUGUUCCCUCCACUUACUUAUACUCAGAUCGCCACCAAGUACCGCCAUGGACGAACGACAUCCACAAAAAGAAUCCCCAAGGCCAGUGGCUCUCACCAAUGCACAGGAAACCCUCACCGGAGGAGUGGAAGAGAAGAAGGGCGUGAAGGAGCAAGUGACUUCUUCAAGUUCUGAUACCGACGGACCUGAAGUUGUCGACAGCUCCGAUCAUGAACCAGGGCCAGAACAGGACAAGCCUCAUCCUGGUGGCGACUCCGCCUUGUCUCAGCCCUAUCGCACUCUUUCUUCGUCCCGGGUCCAUACGGCUUGUGUUGUCGCAAGGGCGGAUCGUAGGGGGCUCUUGGCUAGCUUCGCUUUCAUUCCCGAGGUUGAGCGUCCUGUUGAGUACAAGAACAAGACAAAAUGGAUGAUCACGACCAUAGUUGCCCUCGCAGCUGCUGGCGCCCCUUUUGGCAGUGGCAUCUUUCUUCCUGCUCUUGAACUGAUGGCUGAUGACCUACAUACAUCGCCAACUAUCACCAACUUGGCCGUUGCCUUGUACAUGCUAGCUAUGUCAAUAUUUCCCCUCUGGUGGUCAUCAUUCUCGGAAACGUUAGGCCGACGGACGAUUUACAUUGCCUCUUUCACGUUGUUUGUUGUCUUUUCGGUCCUGAGUGCUGUCAGCGUAAAUACUGCCAUGCUUGUGAUAAUGCGCCUUCUUGCUGGAGGAGCAUCAGCAUCCGUACAAGCCGUCGGCGCUGGCACUAUCGCCGACAUUUGGAAGCCAGCAGAGCGCGGACGAGCCAUGGGAAUCUUCUAUCUCGGCCCCCUAAUCGGCCCUCUGUUGUCCCCCAUCAUCGGCGGAGCACUUUCCCAGGGGUUCGGGUGGCGAUCAACCAUGUGGUUCCUCGCCAUCUACGGCAGCUGCACUUUGAUCCUGAUCAUCUUCGCCCUACCCGAGACGCUCACCAAGCGCAAGCCCCUUCCACCGCCGCCCGCUGAGAACAACGAGCUCAAGCGUGUCUCGACACGCCAGUCUGUCGCCGAACACUCUAAACGCGUUGGCGCUAUCACUAGGCGCUUCAUCAUCGAACCUCUCGAGGUACUCCUUUACCUGCGAUAUCCCCCAGUUCUGGUGUCUGUUUACUCUGCCGCCAUAGCGUUCGGUGCUCUCUUCAUCCUCAAUAUCUCUAUUCAGACAACCUUCCAUUCAGCACCCUACGGUUACUCCACCAUUAUCGUCGGCCUCUUGUAUUUGCCAUCUUCUCUCGGCUACAUUGUUGCCUCACUUUUCGGUGGACGAUGGACCGACAAGAUUAUGAUGCGUGAAGCCCGCAAUGCUGGCCGCUACGAUGCUGAUGGCAACCCCAUCUUCCUGCCCGAGGACCGCAUGCGUGAGAACAUCUGGUUAGCUGCCAGUAUGUAUCCCGCCGCCAUGGUUUGGUUCGGUUGGACGGCGCAGCACGGUGUCUAUUGGAUCGUGCCCUGUGUUGCCAACUUCUUCUUCGGGUGCGGGUCCAUGCUCGUCUUUGGUGCCGUCACGACCAUGUUGACCGAAUUCAUGCCGCACCGGAGCAGCAGCGGUGUGGCCGUGAACAACUUUGUGAGAAAUAUUUUCUCGUGCGUGGGCACAAUCGUCGCUCAGCCGCUCAUCAACGCCAUGGGGAUUGGGUGGUUGUGCACCAUGAUCGGGUUGUUUGCGUGGGUUACUGGCAACCUGGCAAUUUGGCUGUUGAAGAGGAACGCGGCUAAGUGGAGGGAGAGUAUGGAUAACGCGUUGAACACGAAGACUUGAGCUUGAUCAGUUAGUAGCGUGUCUGUUGCUGUGUGGGCGGUUUCACACCACAAGGUGAAACAUUAAGCGGAGGAUACCAAAGAGUAAACGUCUGAGCGUUUGCUUCUGAUGGAAAAAGGAUUAUGACGACAUGAAUUUAAAUGAUUUGGUUAGAUACAUAUCGAUGUAGAUGGCAUACACAAUGAACAUUCAGCGUUGGAUGGUUGAGGUAUAUUAUAAGUCUAGUUUCAAUCAGUGGUGUAUACCCGCAGAGGCUUGAUCUUUCCCUCUCAAUGUAACGUCAUUCAUCCUUGUG
Messenger RNA from Neurospora crassa OR74A, 2404 nucleotides. RefSeq names its product MFS multidrug resistance transporter. Gene Ontology annotation, biological process: intracellular polyamine homeostasis; transmembrane transport. Bases 382 to 2109 code for a protein of 575 amino acids. The transcript is spliced from 3 exons. Gene Ontology annotation, molecular function: polyamine transmembrane transporter activity. NCBI's taxonomy places the organism in Eukaryota, Fungi, Ascomycota, Sordariomycetes, Sordariales, Sordariaceae. The record is from RefSeq and is a predicted model, not a curated record.